AUGGAAGAAAAACCAGCAGAUCACAUAGAGGUGUCUCGUCACCAACCGAAAUACAAUGAUGCGUCCUCCACCGAAGACACCAUUGCACACGACGACAACGUUGGCAGAAAUGGUACUUAUGGAGAGACAGAUGUCAAUCAAGUCAAUGUCCAAGGUGCCAAAAAUGAGUAUCAGACAUUGAAACGGGAGCUCAGUCGAAUGAGUCGUAAAAGCACUCCUUCCAAAGCCGAGGAAGGUCAGGCAGGUUCAGAUGACUUUAACUUGGAUGAAUUUCUGCACGGCAUCCACCGAGAACAAGAAGAAAAUGGCCAAAAGCGUAAACAUUUAGGUGUGUCUUGGAAGAAUCUUCACGUCGAAGGUUUAGGUGCAGACGCUUUCACCAUUCCAACUGUGAUUUCAAACAUCAUGGCAGUAUUAAAGUUUUGGAGACUGUUUAAAAAGAAGAAUGCAAGUACAAAAGUGAUUAUUGACGAUCUCACUGGAUGCUGCCGAGAUGGCGAGAUGCUUUUGGUGCUCGGUCGUCCUGGAGCUGGUUGUACUUCUUUCCUCAAGGUGAUUGCCAACAUGAGAGGUGCUUACACACAUGUGGGCGGCGAAGUCAAUUAUGGCGGCAUUGAUCCCAAAGAAUUUGCAUCGAAAUACAGGGGCCAAGUGUGCUAUAAUGAAGAAGAGGAUCAGCACUACCCCACUUUGACUACCAAACAAACACUGCAAUUUGCUCUCCGUACAAAGACACCUGGCAAGCGUUUGAAUGAAGAAUCCAAAAAGGAUUUUGUAGAUCGUGUCAUCUACUUGCUCGGCAACAUGCUUGGUUUGACAAAGCAAAUGGACACCAUGGUCGGUAAUGCCUUUGUGCGUGGUCUCUCUGGUGGCGAACGUAAGCGUCUCUCUAUUGCAGAACAAAUGACGACGCGUAGCACCAUUAAUUGCUGGGAUUGCUCUACUCGUGGUUUGGAUGCGGCUUCUGCCCUUGAUUAUGUCCGGUCUCUUCGCAUCAUGACAGAUGUAUUCAACAUCACCACCAUUGCAACUCUUUAUCAAGCUUCCAACAGUAUUUUCAACUUGUUUGAUAAGGUGCUACUUUUGGACGAAGGCUACUGCAUCUAUUAUGGCCCUACCAGUGGUGCUAAGGAUUAUUUUGAUGCUCUUGGAUUCCACAGACCCUCCAGAAAAUCACUGCCUGAUUUUCUCACUGGUUUAUGUAAUCCUGUCGAACGUGAAUUUAAGCCAGGUUUCGAGGAUUCAGCACCCAAACAUGCAUCAGAGUUUCAAACUGCCUAUCUACAAUCAGAGAUCUACAAGACCAUGUUGAAUGACUUUCAAGCAUACAACGAAGCAGUGGAGAAGGAGAAUAAGGCAGCUAAUUUUGCUGACGCUGUUCACGAAGAACACCAAAAACGUGCAAAGAAAAGCACACCUUAUAUUGCGUCUUUCUACCAACAAGUCAAGGCACUUACUAUUCGCCAGCAUCAUUUGCUCAUCAAGGACAGACAAGCCCUCAUCUCUCGAUACGGCACAAUUCUCAUUCAGUCUCUGAUUACAGCUUCUUGCUUCUUCCAACUUCCACUCACUGCAACGGGCGCGUUUUCGAGGGGUGGUGCUCUUUUUUUCGCAGUUCUGUUCAACUCUUUUAUCUCCCAGUCAGAGCUAGUGAGGUUUCUCACAGGACGGCCCAUCCUCGAAAAACACAAGCAAUAUGCUUUGUAUAGACCCUCGGCCUUCUACAUUGCUCAAGUCAUUAUGGAUAUUCCCUAUGCUUUAGUGCAAGUAUUGCUGUUUGAGAUUUGCGCCUACUUUAUGAUGGGCUUGAACUUGACAGCUGGCAGAUUUUUCACCUUCUUUAUUGUCCUGUUCUUUUUGAACAUGUGCAUGAAUGGUUUCUUCCGUUUCUUUGGCGCCAUAACCUCUAGCUUCUUCUUGGCUACUCAAAUCACUGGUGUACUGCUUAUUGCCAUCACAUCAUAUACUGGCUAUACUAUUCCCUACAAGAAAAUGCAUCCCUGGCUGUUCUGGAUCUAUUACAUUAAUCCAAUCACAUACGCAUACAAGGCCUUGCUUUCUAACGAAAUGUCGGGUCAAGUGUACUCUUGUGUUGGUAUUGGAAACGCUGUUCCUUAUGGGCCUGGUUACGAUGACUGGAACUACAUGGUGUGUACUAUGCAAGGUGGUGUCGCCGGUGAAGACUUUGUUCGUGGUGAUAGUUAUCUUUUAGAAGCAUUGAGUUACAAGCCAUGGCAACUGUGGGCUCCUGAUUUCGUAGUUGUUGUCGCCUUCUUCCUGUUCUUUACAUUUAUCACUGCUUUGGCUAUGGAGUUGGUUGGCAUGUCCAAGUCAUCUACAUUGACCAAGCUCUAUUUACCUGGCAAAGCACCCAAACCUCGCACCAUCGAAGAAGAAGAUGCACGUCGUUUAGCACAGCAAAAGGUCACUGACAAUAUGGACAAAAUGUCCACUGGCACAACUUUCUCAUGGCAACAUGUUCAUUACCACGUUCCUUUCAAGGGUGGCCCACUUCAUUUGUUGAACGACAUCUCUGGUAUAGUCAAGCCUGGGCAUCUCUGCGCUUUGAUGGGCUCCUCCGGCGCUGGUAAAACCACGUUACUUGAUGUGCUUGCUCGUAGAAAGACCAUUGGUAAAGUAGAAGGCAAUGUGUACCUCAAUGGUGAGGUCCUGAUGACUGAUUUCGAGCGUAUCACUGGCUACUGUGAGCAAAUGGAUAUUCAUCAACCUGCUGUUACUGUGCGUGAAGCCCUUCGUUUCUCUGCCUACCUUCGUCAACCCUCCGAUGUGCCCAAGGAGGAGAAGGAUGCUUAUGUCGAGCAAAUUAUUUUGCUCUUGGAAAUGGAUGAUAUUGGAGACGCUCAAAUCGGUGAUGUUGGUAGUGGCUUUGGCAUCUCUGUAGAAGAACGUAAACGUCUGACUAUUGGUAUGGAGCUCGUUGGAAAACCUCAGUUGCUCUUCUUGGAUGAACCCACCUCUGGUCUGGAUGCUCAAUCUUCUUUCAACAUUAUCCGUUUCAUUCGUAAGCUUGCUGAUGCUGGUUGGCCUGUGCUUUGUACCAUUCACCAACCUUCUGCUAUCUUGUUUGAAUACUUUGACCACCUGUUGCUCCUUGUGCGAGGUGGACGUACUGCCUACUAUGGUGAGAUUGGCAAAGAUUCGCGUACCAUGAUUGAUUACUUUGAGUCCAAUGGUGGUCCCAAAUGCUCCCCUGAAGCCAAUCCCGCUGAAUACAUUCUCGAAGUAGUAGGUGCUGGUACUGCCGGUAAAGCCACUAAAGAUUGGGCAGACGUCUGGCAGAAUUCAGAAGAGGCCAAGUCCCUCGCUGUUGAACUGGAUGAAAUCGAUAGAACCGCUGACAAAAAACCUACUCGUAAGGCUGACAUGUAUGCUACUCCCCUGAGCACUCAAUUCCGUCUCGUCAUGAGCCGUAUGACAUUUGCUUACUGGCGUGCUCCCGACUACAAUAUUGGUCGUUUCCUCAACAUUAUGUUUACUUCCUUGGUCACUGGUUUUACCUUCUGGAAGCUUGGUUCUUCCUCUUCAGACAUGAUGAACAAAGUGUUUGCUUUGUUCAGUACCUUCAUCAUGGCCAUGACCAUGAUUAUUCUGGCCCAACCAAAAUUCAUGACUGAACGUUUGUAUUUCCGUCGUGAGUAUGCUUCGAGAUAUUAUAGCUGGUUACCAUUUGGCAUCAGUGCUGUGCUAGUGGAAAUCCCUUACAUCAUCUUCUUUGCUGCUGCCUUUAUGUUUGGUUUCUACUGGACCGCUGGUAUGAACAACACCCCUGAAUCUUGUGGUUAUUUCUACAUUACCUUUGUCGUAUUGGUCUGCUGGGCUGUAACCUUGGGUUUCUGUAUUGCUGCUGUAGCUGAACUGCCUACUAUGGCCGCUGUGAUUAACCCACUGUUCAUCUCUAUUCUCAUUCUUUUCUGUGGUUUGAUGCAAGCACCAUCCGCUAUGCCCAAAUUCUGGAGCUCUUGGAUGUAUUGGCUUGAUCCUUUCCAUUACUACAUUGAAGGUUUAGCUGUGAAUGAGUUGGCUGAUCUCCAGGUACAAUGCACUGAUGAAGAUUUGCUCAAAUUCCCCCCUCCUCCUGGUCAAACAUGUGGUCAAUACAUGGCCAAUUUCUUUUCAAAUGGUGCUACAGGCUAUGUGGCCAACCCUGAUGCUGUUCAACCAGAGCAAUGUGGCUAUUGCACGUAUAAAUCAGGUCCUCAAUUUUAUGAAACUGGUAUGCAAUGGAGUGCUUCUCACAAGUGGCGUAACUUUGGUAUCCUCAUUGCCUUUUUCAUAUUCAACGUUUUCGUCUUUAUCUUGGUCGUUUUCUUGAGAAGAAAGGGUAGACGCUAA
Messenger RNA from Mucor velutinosus, 4353 nucleotides. RefSeq lists its product as uncharacterized. Gene Ontology annotation, molecular function: ABC-type transporter activity; ATP binding; ATP hydrolysis activity. The record is from RefSeq and is a predicted model, not a curated record. NCBI's taxonomy places the organism in Eukaryota, Fungi, Mucoromycota, Mucoromycetes, Mucorales, Mucoraceae. The transcript is spliced from 6 exons. Gene Ontology annotation, biological process: transmembrane transport. Bases 1 to 4353 code for a protein of 1450 amino acids. Gene Ontology annotation, cellular component: membrane.